This is a messenger RNA of Cuscuta campestris, 2053 nucleotides long. Lineage: Eukaryota; Viridiplantae; Streptophyta; Magnoliopsida; Solanales; Convolvulaceae. The record is from the annotation of a GenBank genome assembly.
AACAAAAUGUGUACCCCUAGCAUUUUUCUAUAAAAAGCUCCUCUUUGCCUAUUUCUUCUGUGCCUAUGGAGUCUCCUCCGUCGCUCUCCAGAUACGCUACCAAGAAAAUAGUGUUCCAAGGAGGAAGCUCAACGGAUGAGGAUGUGAUUGAAAUCCCACCUCCAAUUAACCGAAGUUCAAAGAUUCUAAAGCAAAAAGAGAUUUCUGUGCAUGAUGUCAUUGAUCUUGACAUAGAAGAUGAUUAUAAUGAGGCUAGGCUGGGCAAAGGGUCUUUUCUGUCUAAUGGAAAAGAGAAGGUAUUUAUUGAUCUUCCACAUGGUCCUUGCGGUGGUUCAGAAAUUACUACUGCUGUUAAGGGGGUUCAGACUCCAAAGGAAAAAUUCUCUCCUGGAUCACAAAGUGCAAUAAUCUUAGAUGAUUUUGAAUUAUUUGGAGACGAGUAUUAUGGUGAGUCAAUGUGUGGUUCGAACAAAAAUUUGCUAUCACACUCCAAGGUGAGGAAGAAGGUUUCUUCAAGUAGUGGCUCCAAAUUUGGGCAUAGGAUUAUAAAGCCGGAGUCAUCUGUCCCUGCUUUGGGUCAUGCUUUAGGGAAGAGAUCAGAUGCAACCGAUAGUUCACUUGACACAAAUUCAAGAAAGAAGUCAUUUGUUUUUCCCCAUGAAGCCACUUCAUUUGGUUCACAUAAUCUAUCUGCUCCAGUGGAGUCUUCUCUUUUUACAGUUGCAGCCAAGUCUUCUAUGACUGAUUGGAUGAACUUCCCCCUAAACUCUACAAACUACCCCACUAUAGUGCCCUCGGCACCUUUGAGUUACUUUCCUGGCUUUGUUCCGGCUGGUACUCCUGUCAUAGGUCACAAUUACGCAACUGCUACAGGAAUUGCACCUAAUUCAUUGCAGUCAAUUGGUAUCGGUGCACAGUCUAAAAAUAUUGAUGAAGCACUUGGGAGAUUUCGUGCUUUCAAGAAAUUCGAUAUGGUGCAGGAUGAUUCAGGCCAUCACUAUUCUAAAAAUGCUUCAAAAACGCCAUCAAAAGCCUUGGUCAAAAGAAUACAGGAGGAGUGGAAGAGCCUAAAGAAAGAUCUGCCUGAUAAGAUAUUUGUUAGAGUCUAUGAAUCAAAAAUGGAUCUUUUGAGAGCAGUUAUAACUGGAGCUGCUGGAACUCCCUAUCAUGAUGGACUCUUCUUCUUUGAUGUUUACUUUCCUUUUAACUAUCCUAACGUUCCACCGAAAGUAUACUACCAUUCUGGUGGUCUUCGUAUCAAUCCAAAUUUGUACGAAUGUGGAAAAGUAUGCCUGAGCCUCCUGAACACUUGGAGUGGUUCUGGGAAGGAAAAGUGGAUCCCACUUGAAUCAACAAUUUUGCAAGUUUUGGUUUCUAUACAAGGGCUGAUUUUGAAUGCCAAGCCCUAUUUUAAUGAGCCAGGAUAUGCUUCCUCUAAAGGGACUCCUUCUGGUGAGAAGAAGUCACUACAAUACAACGAGAACACAUUUAUCUUAAAUCUGAGAACAAUGAUUUACUCCAUGCAGAAUCCGCCAAAGCAUUUUGAAGAUUUUGUUGUAGGAUAUUUCGUUCAAUCUGCUAAAGAUAUUCUGGUGGCAUGUAAAACAUAUUUAGAUGGUGCUCCAGUAGGUAGCCUAGUUAGUGGAGGGGUGCAGGAUGUUGACGAAGGUGAUAAAAGCUGCUCCGAUGGGUUCAAGAAAACUGUUGCAGGCUUUAUCAGAAAACUUGUAAAAGCAUUUACUAUGGUUGGUGCAAAGGAUUGCGAUAAAUUUCUAUACUUAGCAGGAAAGGCAACCAGCUCCGCUUCUGUUCCCGCGCUUCACUAUUAUUGAGCUGAUCAAAAGUCAUAGCCGAGGAGUACAGCCCCUUGAUUUGCAUUUGAGCAUGGAAAAAUAGCAUUUUCAGAAAGAAGGUUUAUUGUCUAGUAGCAAUUUUAGAUCAAACUUUAUUUUUCAUGGUCAACUUAAAAUAUACGCCGUUUAUGUUUAUAUACAAGUUAGUCCCUUGUGUAUAGUUUUUUGAAUGGCUUUUGGAAGAAAAAACUAAAGUAAGA